GUCAAUGUUGUGAAAUGUGUCGUAAGUUACAUUACAUUGAAAUCGGCCAUUCGCUUCUGGAUUUGUAAUAAAAGUGUUAGUAAUAUUUCAAUUUCCAGUAUUCGUUCCGACAUACCGUACCUAUUAUGGCAUCGAGAAUGAGUGAUGACACCUUUGUUGAGGAAGUACCCAAAUUCGUAAAACUAAUUGAAUCCAGUACAGCCAAAGGUAGCUUAGCCUCGACCAUCAAAGAAAUAAUAAGCGAUGUCUUCAAUGUAUCAGUUGAACGAGGGCUUAACGACGAGGAGUGCUCCAUGUUGCUUAAUUUAUUCUGCAAAGGAUCCAUAAGUAUGAGUGACAAAUUUAAGCUUCUACAAAAUAUUGUUCCUAAGAAGCAAAUUCCAGACGCAGCUACUCGACAGUUCAUGGUCUGGUUCAUCUCACGUUUUAGACGUGACGAGAAUUUCAGUUUUGCUCCAAGUGCACGAAUUCUUCAAUGGAUCAUUGGACUUCUAGAACACAACCUAGUGAAUUCAAAAGAGAUUUACAUUUUUUACUUGGAUUUCUUUGAUAUGCUCCGGCCACCUUUGAUUCCAUACGUUUCAAAACUGUUGUGCAUCCUUACCAAACCAGAUGAUGUGACUAGUCAGACAGUAUUGACGUUGUGGGAUCAUAUCGGUGAUGAAAGUAACAAAUACCUUCUUGCUGUUGUCAAAGUUUUCAAAGGCUACAAGCCACACUUGAUGGUGGAAGAUGUAAAGGAUGUGGAUGUUGUGAAAGUGCUCAAGUCUGUACCUCAAUCCAUGGACUCUAUCAUGCGAGUAAGGGAGAUCAACUCCCGGGGACCCUGCAUGCCAAAGAGCACUCUCGGGCUCCGUGAAGUACCUACUAGCAACCAUUCGUAUUUCAAUGACGAAAAUAAAAUCAGCUCGUUGAUUCCUCUGCCAACAUACAACUUUGAAGGAAUCGACAAGUUUAAAGCAUGCUAUCCGGAUAGUGUCGAGCAAGCUGGCAGAAGGUUCAGCAAAGUACCCAUCCCACAGAACGUCAUGGCUCUUCUGCACAAUGAUGUCGGCUUCUUUACUUUAAUGUAUCAAGGAAUCGAACUACAGUUUCGGUUACAAAACAUCCUUCUACAGACACUACAGAAUGUUUUGAUUUACAAAGAAUUCAAAAGUACCGAAGAAGAUGCUGAGCUGCUGUUGAGAAGGGUUUGUUGUCUCGAGACUUUCUUACAACAAGGGUUGCCUGCUGUGACAUUGUUCUUGAGUGGAUACCUUUUGAACUGGGAUGGAGUGGAUCACAGGCACAGCAUAAUGAAUCUUAUUGAAUGGGCUACGUUUCAUUCGUUUAAAGAGCUUGCUUGCAACAUUUUGCGUCCGCUGCACGUUCUGUUUGUUACCAACACUGUCAACAUGCGAAAGAAAAUCAUUCAGAUGUUGACUAACCUCAUCAGAAACAUGUUUGCUGAUGUCUAUAGGGUUCAGCAGGGUAUUCCGUUCCCUUUCCUUAAGCGAGGUCCCAAAUGGACCAAUGAGCCGGAGACUAUGCUGCAAUCGUUGGUGUCGUGGACGGAGAACCUGAUCAUGCUGGGACUCACUUUGGAGCGUGAUUCCUCAUCUCUGCUGAUGGAGUCUAUACAAUUCUAUGAAAUGAUCAACGUGCUAGAGGCGGCCAGUGGUUUACCAUUGUUUACUGUGGUUUCAGAGGGAGUCGUACUGCAAAGCUUGCUAAGUCAAAACCCCAACACUAUCAUAAGCAUAUGUCGGCUCUUGCUCAGGUAUCAUAAAGAGUUUCUGCCAAAACUAAGAGUGGAACAGCCUCGUUUCUACAAACAUUGCGAAGAUAAAAUUGAACUCACAGCUAACUAUGCACAGAGAAUUAUCUACUUUCUGCAAAAUGGCCAGGUGGUGCUUCCAAGAAAACAGAAUGGUGCGGUAGUUAGAGAUGUUGUAGACAUGAAUUUAUCAGAAGGAGUUGAAUCUCUAUGUCUCACAUCUCACCUGUGUUUUCUCACAACCUACGUAUCGUUCGAGACUAAGAAAAACUUUUUGAGCCUCUCACAUCCAGGAGAUAGAAAAAAAUCUUUAGAAUUGGCAUCGCUCCACCUGAGAGAAAUCAAAGAAUUUAUCAAUUUCUUCUUUCCAAGUAUUCCAGAAGCCAGAGAUUGAAGACAAGUGUACCUCAUAGAAGACAAAGUUUUGUGAAAAAUUAGAAGACUGAGGGAAAUUUAUACAAGGGUCUUUGAAACUUAGGCCAGCUCUACAAGUAUGCCAAACUGUUAUUUUUAUAAUUUUAUAACUCACACUCACAGUGGGCUUAUUGUACAUUCCCAAACUUGGAAAUAGGGUUAUCAAAGUCAAAUGUGGGUUUCUGUAUAUUCUUAUCCAAAAAUGCAUAUUAUUUAUUUUGUAUAUACGAUAUUUCCAUUUUGUUUCUUACUCUAUGUAUAACUUUUAUCGUAAGAUUAUUUUGUCCAAUUCAAUAUACCAAUCUCUCAUGUAAUUAGGAUUCUUUUUUAAGC
This is a messenger RNA of Macrosteles quadrilineatus (aster leafhopper), 2503 nucleotides long. RefSeq names its product centromere protein I-like. Gene Ontology annotation, cellular component: kinetochore. The coding region runs from base 126 to 2150 and encodes 674 amino acids. The record is from RefSeq and is a predicted model, not a curated record. The transcript has 17 exons. NCBI's taxonomy places the organism in Eukaryota, Metazoa, Arthropoda, Insecta, Hemiptera, Cicadellidae.